Saccostrea cuccullata (small rock oyster) is the source of this 1257-nucleotide messenger RNA. RefSeq lists its product as uncharacterized. The record is from RefSeq and is a predicted model, not a curated record. The coding region runs from base 1 to 1257 and encodes 418 amino acids. The transcript is spliced from 2 exons. NCBI's taxonomy places the organism in Eukaryota, Metazoa, Mollusca, Bivalvia, Ostreida, Ostreidae.
AUGGGGAGGAUGGGAUGUAAGCCAGAUCAGCAGCUAACACAACGCACAGGACAACCUGGUGAGAUGGAGGAGGAAGUGGUUCAGGACGAAAACCACAGUGACCGCAGCCUCCAUGUGUUAGGAAAUUACGAGGAUUCAUACAGUGAAAGUCAGGACAGCGAGGUCAAUAACCAAUCACAGAGCAUCAAUCAACAGCAAGAAGAGAUGGGAGACAACAGGGGUGCUGACAGUAAUAUAAGAAAGAAGAAAGUAAAAUGGCCCAACAGUAACAACAAAAGCAACUGGGAACAGUUUGACAAAGAUGUGGAUGCAAUUCUGAACACAACCCUUGCAGGCAGUAUUGACAGGAAAAUAGAAGCUAUGACAUCAAUUAUAUACAGCGUAGGUCUAGACAGGUUUGGUGCAGAACAAAGGAAAAAGUCACAAAAAGAAGGAAGGAAGAACAGGAGAGAGAGGGAAAUAGCAAAGAUGAGGAAAGACUUGCGGCAGCUUCGUAAGCAGUAUAGGAAGGCUACCGAUGAGGAGAAACCGGCCCUAUCACAGUUACGAAAUAACAUCAGGGAACAUCUCAAGAUAGCAAGAAGAGCAGAGAGAAGUAGGCGUAGAAGGAAACAGCGAGACAGAGCAAGAGCAAGAUUCACAGCAGACCCAUUUCAGUUUACAUCAAGAUUACUAGGAAAUAAAGGGUCCGGAUCAUUGAAAUCUUCGAAGGAAGAUGUUGAGAAGUAUUUGAGGGAGAUGCACAAAGAACCAAAUCAACCCUUUGAUGAAUCACCACCAAAACUAAAAGAAGUAGCAGAUGUUAUCAAGAAAGCUAGAGCAGCAUCAGCACCAGGACCAAAUGGUGUUCCUUAUAAAGUUUAUAAGAAUUGUCAACGGUUGACAAAGCGCCUCUGGAAACUGAUAAGAGUGAUUUGGAGGAGGGGCAGAUUGGCAGAUAGCUGGUACAGAGCAGAAGGCUGUUUUAUUCCCAAAGAAGAGAAAUCAGAGGCAUUGAAACAAUUUAGGACUAUAUCGCUCCUGAACGUAGAAGGGAAGAUAUACCUCACAAUUUUAGCAAGGAGAAUGUCUAGGUACAUGCUUGAGAAUCAGUAUAUUGAUAUCGCUGUGCAGAAGGGAGGAGUACCCGGAGUAUCAGGAUGUAUUGAGCAUACAAGUGUACUGACACAGAUUAUCCGGGAAACAAAGGCGUCAAAAGGGGAGUUGGCAGUCAUCUGGCUAGAUCUAGCCAAUGCAUAUGGGACAGUUCCCCAUUAA